ACAGCAAACAGUAAUGUAAUGAUCGAAAUAGGUUAAUUUCGUCAACUGGAAUAAGUAGAUAGUAGAUGUGCCUAAUGAUCUAAAAUAGUUAUGGAUGUUAUUAAUGUCGCCGAUUGUUGUAGAGCUUGUUUAAGAAUAGAUUGCACUCUAACUCCUACAAGUGCCCAGGACAAUGAUUCAAUUAAAUUUCAUGAUAAACUUGUAUCAUGUGUUGCUGAAGUGACUUGGAUAAAAGAGGGUUUACCCUCUCUAAUAUGUGGGACAUGUAUAGAACGCUUAAGAAUUGCUUAUGAUUUUCGGAUAGUUUGCCUACAGUCAGACCAUACAUUAAAUAGGUAUAUUAGUCAUCUAGAUGACACCAAGCAGAAUGUAAAUAUAGUUGGGAGGCCUUUAAUGACGCCCACAAAAUUCGAAUUUGGUUUACAAACUAGUAACAAUGAAGUUAUACCUUUAAUUGGAGAAGAACCACAGAAUGCAGAAUAUCUCCAUUUAAAACACUUCCUGGAUAACGAUGAAGAACUUACAAAAGCUGAAAAUUUGGUGGACACCGCUACUUCCAGAAGCAGUAGUCCUGACGCUGCCACAACAGAACAUAAUAUUUUAGGUUAUAUCACUACCCAACAACUCCAACACCCACAACUGCCACAGGAACACAUUCAUCAAAACCAGCACGCGGUACAACAUCAUCAACAGCAGCAGCAACAGAUUCAUCAACAACCGACGCAACAGCCAGAACAGCUGCAGCAGCAUCAGCAUCAACAGCAGCAGCCACAACAACAGUUGCCUGAGUUGCAUACGCAAACCCAACAACACGAGCAACAAAAUCAUCAGACUCACCAGAAUCUUCAAAACCAUCAAAACCAUCAAACUCACCAGGAGAUGCAUACUUUAGUGCUACAAAAUAUGCCACCUGUUCAGGCGGCCCCUCCUCCUCAAAUUCAAGUUGUACAGCCCAGACAAGUUAUUAAGCGCACUACUGGUAUUCAAGUUCGACCCCCUACUCCUAAUACAGGGGAUCAGGAUUCUUCUGAUGUUAAGCCUUUCACUUGUACCGAAUGUGGGAAAAGGUAUAGAAAAAAUGCAAACUUGAGGAUUCAUAUGAGGACCCACACCGGCGAAAAGCCUUUUGAAUGUAAAUAUUGCGAGAAAAGGUUUUAUCAUUCAUCGCACCUUAGGGAACACAUUCGUCGCCACACGGGCGAGAAACCCUUCCAGUGCGCAGUAUGCAACAAACGUUUCACGAUAAAAGGCGAACUCACCAUGCAUAUGAAGUCGCACACGGGCGAAAAGCCUUACGCUUGCACUUGCUGCGAUCGGAGGUGCCUAACGGCCGCCGAUUUAAAAGUCCACAUGCGCACCCACACCGGAGAAAAACCGUUCAGCUGCGUCACUUGCGGCAAGAAGUUCGCCAGCACGUACAUACUGAACUCACACAUUAAGACGCACACGGGCGAGCGUCCCUACUCGUGUUCGAAUUGUGAUAAAACGUUUACCCAGUCCUCUCACCUGAACGUUCACAUGCGCAAGCACACCGGAGAGAAAGUCAGCUGUAAGAUCUGCGACGCGAAAUUCACCCACUCCUCCCAGCUGACGGUGCAUAUGAGGGAGCACACGGGCAAGCAGCCUUACAAGUGCACCAUGUGCGACAAGAUCUGCAAUUACGCCUCGGAAUUGCAAACGCACAUGAUGAAACACACGGGGGAGAAGUUCACUUGCGUCACGUGCGACAAGAAGUUCACGACGGCGGCUUAUUUGCACGAGCACACGCGUACGCAUACCGGGGAGAACCUGUCGACGUGUACGAUCUGCGACAGGCAGUUCACCCGGCACCAGUACUUGGAGAAACACAUGCGGACGCAUACGGGGGAGAAGCCCUAUACUUGUUUUAUUUGUAGUAAGAAGUUUACUCAAUCGUCGAGUUUGAAAGUGCACAUUCGGAUACAUACGGGGGAGAAGCCGUAUGCGUGUAAUAUGUGCGAUCGGAAGUUUACCACGUCGUCGGAUCUGUCGUCCCAUAAUAAGAAACACAAAAAGUACAUCAGUUUGUAAUGUAUUGUUUAUGGGAUUUUAUUUGUGAUACGGUAUUAUUUUAGUUGAGAGCAGGGUGGUACUGCUGGUUUUAAUCAGGGCCUUUUUUUAAUAAAUUGUGGAAUUUUAUCGAACAUUUACAACGGUUUUAAAAAUAUCAAUAUUUUUUAUUUUAAAUGUUUAUUUUAUGUCGAUCGUUAAGAUUUGUUGCUGGACAAUGAAAAAUAAAGGUAAGUGUAAGUUUUUAGCGAUGAAAUUUGCUAUUAUCUAUCAAAUAUUUUUUUAUUUUUUGUCAAACUCGCAAAGUGCGCGUUGUCCUUAGAAAGUUAAAUUUUAAUUUACUUUUGCGACAGCAUUUUACUAUUCUAAUCUAAAAUUAUGUGGUCUUUCCUAGAAAUUUUUUUCAAUUUUUAAGAAUUUUUCCACGCAUCCGCUAUAACAAAUAAAAUUACCGGAACCAAACUGUUGAUACCUUGGUUUUUGUUACUUUCACGUGAAAUACUAAAAUCUGAUGGAUACAUAUUUCUACUAUAAACGUCGAAUAGAUUUAUUGCAAAUGUCACAACUUUUUCCCCCUUUUUGUCAAGUUUAAUAGUAUUUUGAGGCACCUUUAAAAAAAAUGUCGUUACGUAAAUAAGGGGGCUGUAUGUCAAAUAUGAA
This is a messenger RNA of Anoplophora glabripennis (Asian longhorned beetle), 2688 nucleotides long. RefSeq names its product zinc finger protein 883. Lineage: Eukaryota; Metazoa; Arthropoda; Insecta; Coleoptera; Cerambycidae. Gene Ontology annotation, molecular function: zinc ion binding. The transcript is spliced from 5 exons. Gene Ontology annotation, cellular component: nucleus. The record is from RefSeq and is a predicted model, not a curated record. The coding region runs from base 91 to 2049 and encodes 652 amino acids.